Messenger RNA from Myotis davidii, 1531 nucleotides. It is a transcript of the gene NARF, whose product is annotated as nuclear prelamin A recognition factor. Gene Ontology annotation, cellular component: lamin filament. Gene Ontology annotation, molecular function: lamin binding. NCBI's taxonomy places the organism in Eukaryota, Metazoa, Chordata, Mammalia, Chiroptera, Vespertilionidae. Bases 1 to 1413 code for a protein of 470 amino acids. The record is from RefSeq and is a predicted model, not a curated record. The transcript is spliced from 11 exons.
AUGUACAGGUAUGCAUUUUUUAAUUCAGAGAGUCAAAGUUCUUCUAUCUGUUUUCUCUGCCUUUUCCAGGAAUGUAGCAAAAAAACAAAAACCGAUGACCCAGAGAAUGCCUCAGUCGAUGCCCCGCGUCCGGCCCAGGAGAACGGAGAGAAGGGAGAAUUCCAUAAGUUGGCCGAUGCCAAGAUAUUCCUGAGCGACUGCCUGGCGUGUGACAGCUGUGUGACCGCAGAGGAAGGAGUCCAAGUUUCACAGCAGAACGCCAAGGACUUCUUCCGUGUUCUGAACCUUAACAAGAAAUGUGAUGCCUCACAGCACAAGGUGCUGGCAGUGUCCGUGUGUCCUCAGUCUCUGCCUUAUUUUGCUGCUAAAUUCAGCCUCAGUGUCACUGAUGCAUCCAGAAGGCUCUGCGGCUUCCUCAAAAGCCUUGGGGUGCACUAUGUCUUUGACAUGACGAUAGCCGCGGACUUCAGCAUCCUGGAGAGUCAGAAGGAGUUUGUGCGUCGGUACCGCCAGCACCGCGAGGAGGAGCCCCGGCUCCCCAUGCUGACCUCCGCCUGCCCCGGCUGGGUCCGAUAUGCGGAGCGCGUGCUGGGUCACCCCAUCACACCCCACCUCUGCACGGCCAAGUCUCCCCAGCAGAUCAUGGGCUCUCUGGUGAAGGAUUACUUCGCCAGACGGCAGAACCUGUCCCCAGACAAGGUUUUCCACGUCAUUGUGGCCCCGUGCUAUGACAAGAAACUGGAGGCCCUCCGAGAAGAUGUUCCCACACCUUUGCAGAGUUCCCGGGGUGCUGACUGCGUGUUAACCUCAGGUGAAAUUGUCCAGCUAAUGGAGCAGAGUGACCUGUCCCCGGACGAUGCCCUCGUGGAUACUCUGUUUGGAGACGUGAAGGAGGAGGAGGUGAGGCGCCACGAGGGUGCCAGCUCCGACGGGUACCUGGCGCACAUCUUCAGGCACGCGGCCAAGGAGCUGUUCAACGAGGACGUGGGGGAGCUCACCUACCGCAGCCUGAGGAACAAAGACUUCCAGGAGGUUACCCUGGAAAGGGACGGAGAGGUGCUGCUGCGCUUUGCGGCCGCGUACGGCUUUCGGAACAUCCAGAACGUGGUCCUGAAGCUGAAGAGGGGCAAGUUCCCCUACCACUUCGUGGAGGUCCUGGCCUGUGCCGGGGGAUGCCUAAGCGGCAGGGGCCAGGCCCAGGCAGAGGACGGGCGUGCGGACAGGGCGCUGCUGCGGCAGAUGGAAGGCAUCUACGCCGCCAUCCCGGUGCGGCCCCCGGAGACCAGCGCCCAUGUGCAGGAGCUGUACCAGGAGUGGCUGGGUGGGGCCGACUCCCCCCGGGCCCAGGCGGCCCUGCAUACCGCCUACCAGGGCCCAGGGCAGUCUGCCAGCAGCCGGGACAUCAAGUGGUAAAGGUCCAGUAGGCGCCCGGCCUGCAGGCGCCUGAGGAGGGGUGUCAGACGCGUGAAGGAAAGGCUUAGUGUCUUUGUCAUCGCUUUGGUUUUCAGAAUUCCCUGCUCCAGUCAGGCAG